CGGCCGCGGGAGUCGCUGGCGGCGGCGGGGACGGAGACGGGCGGGCACGAAGGCGACGUUCCCCAGAGCCAGGCUCAAAGCUGCCGCACGCGGCGAGAUGACAGCCAUCCUGGAGCGGAUCAGCACGCUGUCCCUCAGCGGGCAGCAUCUCAGCCGUCUCCCCAGGCUGCUGGAGGAUGGCUUCCCCAAGAUGCCUUGCACGGUCAAAGAGUGCGAGGUGCCGCAGCUCUUCCGUGAGCCGUACAUCCACACCGGGUACCGUCCCACCGGCCAGGACUGGCGGUACUACUUCCUUAGCCUCUUCCAGAAGCACAACGAGGUGGUCAACGUAUGGACUCAUCUCCUGGCAGCGCUGGCUGUGCUGCUGAGAUUCAAGACGUUUGUGGAGGCUGAGCAGUUACCCGUGGACGCGUGGUCCUUGCCUUUGCUCAUCUUUGUCCUCUCCUCUGUCACCUACCUGACCUGCAGCCUCUUGGCCCAUCUACUGCAGUCCAAAUCGGAGCUGUACCACUACACCUUCUACUUUGUGGACUACGUUGGAGUCAGCAUCUACCAGUAUGGUAGUGCCCUGGCUCACUUCUACUACAGCUCCGACCAAGCCUGGUACGACAAGUUCUGGCUUUUCUUUCUGCCGGCAGCUGCUUUCUGUGGCUGGCUGUCUUGUGCCGGCUGCUGCUAUGCGAAAUAUCGGUACCGACGGCCUUACCCCAUCAUGAGGAAGAUGUGCCAGGUGAUCCCAGCUGGGCUGGCAUUCAUCUUGGAUAUCAGUCCUGUCGCUCACCGGGUGGUUGUGUGUCACCUGGGGGGCUGUGAGGAAGAUGCUGCUUGGUACCACACGUACCAGAUACUGUUUUUCCUUAUCAGUGCUUAUUUCUUCUCCUGCCCGGUCCCCGAGAAGUACUUCCCUGGCUCCUGCGAUAUCGUUGGCCAUGCCCACCAGAUCUUCCACACCUUCCUGGCCAUCUGCACCCUAUCGCAGCUGGAGGCCAUUCUUUUGGAUUACAAGAACAGGCAGGAGAUUUUCCUGAAGAGACACGGGCCUUUCUCCGUUUAUCUCUCCUGCAUCUCUUUUUUUGGCCUGGUGGCUUGUAGUGCCAUCACAGCUUACAUCCUGCGAUGCAGGAUCAAGGCCAGCCUGGCUAAAAAGGACUCCUGAGAGUCACGAACGUGACGGGCAUGACGUCACCGGGGUGGUGAAAAUCAAGAAAAGGGGCAUAACACGUUAGAGACAUAACUGUCUUAUUUGCCUAACACGCUGUGACUAACCGGGACCCUGGACUCAGGUGGAGGGCUGGAGACUUCAUGCUGGACGCAUUUUCACAGCAGGGACUGCCUUUUGCCAUCCAGGGGGACAUGGAGUGUUUUAAGCCAGAACAAGUCACUUAACCAAGGAUGCUGGAACAGGCAGAGGUUUCCUGGUUUCUUGUUCAUUCCGGUAAACCUGUGGGUGAUACCUUGCUGAACGUCAGGGAGGGCAGCCUGAAGGCCGUGAGACUGUAGAAGGGUCUGCCAGGGCUCACAACGCAGUGGAGAAUGCACCAUGAGGACCACAGCUGGAUGUGAUGACCUCCCUGGGUUUUGCCAUCUGUGCUAUCUGUGAGAGACCUGUUACUAUCAAAGGCAGUAGCAAGGUUUCAGGAGGAGUCUACAUUUCUGGGAUUCAGCUGCAAGGCCAUGUGUGGCACAGUGGCUGGUAUAAUCCUUUUCCUGCUGCAGCUGGGCUAAGCCAGGUUCUCUCUACGGUCCCCUUGUCAAGUAUCUCAAUGCCAGGUUGCUGAGGUGGCUUUGGCGAAGCAUGUUUGGAGACUUAGGCCUGACCUGGGGUCCGCUGGGAUGAACUGGGUCUGAACCUGAGCCCUGUGUCUGCUGGUGAACUGGUGUGGGUCCAGCACAGGUGGAGACGUUAGGUCAGCUCCAUCUUUUCUUUCUGUAUGACUGCACCAUCUGCAGUGGAGCUGCUCAUGAAAACCAAGGAGUCAGGCUGUCCCAAGGAUUACUAACAGAAGAUUCGGUCUUUCCCAGCAGUCUGAAUUUGACCUAAGGUAGUGACAGUGCUGAUGGCUGUUUGGUAGCCUACGAGACAGGUCUUCAAAGGCUCCUGACUUCCAUUUUAAGUACUUAGUUGCCUUUGAGGAGCUGGGCCUGGGUCAGGUUCGAGAUGGUUUUGAGCCUUCCUCAGUAACAGUGGCAGAGGUUGAGCACCCCUGAGGCCAUCAGCAUUCAGGGUGCUGGCCCCAGGAGGGGAGAUGCUUUUGAUACUGGCUGCAUCAUUUUGGCUGCUUGUGUGACAGGUUCAUGCAUUCCUGCAUAGACUGACUCUGUGUAUUCUGUCUAGAGAGUCUGACUGACCUCCAACGCUGUCCAUGCAGUGUAGAGUAACUUGGGUGUGACCUGUCUGAUACGGGAAAGGCUCUGGGCCUCCAACAGCCCUACUACGGUCAUGGCCAAAAGGGUAUGAAAGUGAAGCAGUCUUUAUUCCCCUCUUAAUGGUGCUUUUCAGGACACCAAGCAGUGCUUGGUGGGCCUCGUGGGAAAGCUGACCUUGAAGCUGCAGGCUUGCUUCUCUCUGACCAAUGGGAUUGUGAAUCUGGCACGUUUUUAUCAGCACUAGAUGAAGGUAGAACAGCAAAAGGCAGGAGCAGGGUAACAGCAUUAGGGUCCUAUGCAACCUUGGGACGGGUUCGUCCUUGAGACUUGGUGAUUCCUGCGUGGAGUAGCCAAGAUAGUGGUCAGGGACAUUUGAUGUCCAUGGGUCACUCCUGUCCAAGGUGUAGCAAGGGUUGGUUUACUGUGUCCUCCACUAGAUAAGUCUCCUCUGUGCUUGCUGGGGGGGAAUAUCAGAUAUGGAACCACACUCUUGCACUGAAGUUGGUAGCACUUGCAGGACAGGAUACUCAGAGCCAAUGCAGAGAUAUGGUCCCAUGCAGCCUACACACCUACUGUUUGACCCACUGCUUGCUUUCCAUAGUAAACCCUGGCACAGCUCCUCCCAGCUAUACACUGCGCAAGACCUGCAGCCUCAAGUGCCUUGACACCUGGCAAAUUCCUAGGAGGUAUAAAUCUUUGCUGAAAGCAAGGAAGGCAUGGGAUCUAUUCCAGCCACAGAUUUGUCUCACUGAAUCCAAGGGCAGGCAAAUGAAUUGUGAUUGCUGGUUCUGAGCAGGCAGAGUUUAGGGUUGGAGAUAUGAUUUGUCAUGACAAGCACUGAUUUCUGCACUUGAUACGUUUUUUAACUAUUGAGAUCUGUGUGUGUCUGUGUAUGUGUGUGUACACAUGAUCUAUUACCCAGAAAGGCUUUGCCUUUGGCUUUUAUAUCUGCAGAGCCUCCUAGUUGGGUCAAGAUUAGCCUGAAGGAAACAGUGCUAUGCUGCUGGAGGAGCAAGGUGGGCCAGACAACAGCGUCUCUGAAAACAGAUCUAUUAAUAGGUGCUUUGCUGUGUCCUGUGUUUUGUGGACAAAUUUGAAACUCCUGGCCCUAUUGACAAAUUAAAUACAAAGGGCGAGGGAAGUAAGUUUUGAGUACAGGAGAAGAAAUCAUAGGAGAGCCUUCAGGAGGUCAUCUAGUCCACCCUUUCUCACCACUCUAGGCCUCCUGGGUUACAUCCACUCCAGCUUAGAAAUUAAUUACUUCAUUUCCUGCGGUGUAUUUUGACAGUACAGCCACGCUGACCUAACAGCAAAUUUGCCUCAGGGGAGUGGCAAGUGGGGAUGGUCCCACUUACACCUCUUCAUACCACUUCCCGUGCACAGAAGCUCAUCUCACCACAAAGUGAGCUGGUGCCGGGAGACGGACUAGCAGAAAACCAAUCCUACUGAAAAAAUGUCAGUAAUUUUCUGCUGGUUUUAACUUUCAGCCAGCUCACUUGGACAACACUGCUGCCUGCAGGGAAGGGCCAGAGCAGAGGCCAGCAGCAGUUCCUCCAGCACAGCAGCUGGUUUCUCAGCUAGCUUAGUUGCACUGAUGGACUGCUCCCUCCAUGGUCUCCCUGGCUUUGCUUGUGGGUCUCCUCCCAGUUUGGGGAAAGACUUCCAACGGGAGCAGUGCUUUUUCUCAACAGCCUAAUUUGCCUUGCUUUUGUGGUAGGUAAAGCAGAAUGAGCCACUGAGUGUGGAUCUGGCUGGAUGGUAUCAGUGGGCUCCUGUGCAGGAAGGGGAGUAAACCAGGCUGGUCCAGAGCUCCUUUCUGGGCUAAAACAGAGGGAGUGGGCAUCGCUGCUAAUAGCAAACCCUGCUCUGCUGCUACCUAGCGUUAUACUGGUACCAAAGGAAGGGAUCACCCAGGCGUUUCCGUCUCUAGGGGUUUGAAAAUGGAUGACAGGUCCUGUCCUUGUCAAAGGAGGAUGAGUACAGUCAUGCCAUCCAGUUCAGGGACAGGGAGGGGAGGUGCCCACAUGGCUCUUCUGAGGUAUUUCUGGUCAUACGUCAUCUCCUCCCUGGUCCAGCAGAAGUGAAACUUCUCCUUCUCGAGCAAUUGUGUGACAGCGGUGGUGUUUUUACAUAUUCUUAUGUUAUCCCUCAGGUGAAGCCACUCACGUCCCCGUGUGGCCCUGCACUCAAGACCUGGAGCUGACCUCCUGGUUACGAUGAUGGGUUGAUUUAGCAGGGAAUUUCAAUACAGAUUGCUGCUGCUGUGAGGAUGCACCCUUGUGUCACAAGGGGCUCACCAACACUGGAGCUUCCUUCAUCCCUGUCUCCAUCCUCCUCCUCUUCCUCCAACCCGCUGAUUUCUUUCCCUCAUCCCGGACUUCAUCCUUGUGCCUUAUGCACCUGGCUGCCUACCUGGGCAGACUCCACAUGCCGUGCAGUCUGCUGCACCUCAGCCGGGCUGGGACUGGAAAGCGACUGCCAAUGCCCUCCCGAAAGCCCUGCCGUUGAUCUAGGGGAGACCAGGGCUGGGUCCAGAGAGAGUAAAAGUGCCACUGUGAUAAAUGCUCAGCUUGUCUGAGAGCCUCUCAGGGCCUUCUCCUUGGGCUCACUGCUUGGAGCACGCCUCCUUCCAUCCUGGCGUUCCUCUAAGGAGGCACGGCUGGGAGGGGUGUACCAGUGGCAGGGUUUGGCGAAGAGCUGACCACCAAAGGUUGAGCACAUCCGAGAUCCUGAAGGGACCGAGGUCCUAACCCUCUUCCCCAAAGAAUCUCUGGUCCUGUGAUAGUAUUUUUGCAGAUCGUGCAACCUGGAUCUGUACAGGACAACUCCUGAGAAUUCAUCCCAAUGUGCCUUAUGCUGUUCCUUUUUUGGAAUUCAUCCUGAAGGAACCUGAGGCUCAAAGGCAGCCUCUUUGCUGUCUGCCGGUCCAUGGUUGCUCUUAACAGCUGCUACCCACUGACAGGAUUUGCUUGGUGUAUGGAGCAGAAGGGGAGGAUGGAGAGAGGUGCCUUAAACUUGUAUUUAUGCCUAAUGAUUUGUGUAACAAGGCAAGGACGGGUUCCUCAUGUGCCUUGCAAUUUACAUCUUUUACUGACAAGGUUAUUUUUAAGCACUGUUUGUUACUAAACAGAAGUACAAAAGAGUUUGUAUUUUUUUCCCUGGGAAACAGGGAAGGGUAUGAGUGUUAUAUAUUAACCAUUCCCUUCCCAGCUCCUAUCUGCUGACUUUGUAUUGUUGAAAACAUUGACAAUAUUUUAAGCUUUGUACUGUACUGAUCAUUAUUUAAAAAUCUUAGUGAAAAAAAAGAAAUCUGGAAAAGCAAAA
Molecule: messenger RNA, 5691 nt
Organism: Aquila chrysaetos chrysaetos
Lineage: Eukaryota; Metazoa; Chordata; Aves; Accipitriformes; Accipitridae
Gene: PAQR8
Product: progestin and adipoQ receptor family member 8
Exons: 2
Coding region: 98-1156 (352 amino acids)
Biological process (GO): response to steroid hormone
Cellular component (GO): plasma membrane
Molecular function (GO): nuclear steroid receptor activity; steroid binding
Source: RefSeq, a predicted model, not a curated record